Molecule: messenger RNA, 6607 nt
Organism: Amblyraja radiata (thorny skate)
Lineage: Eukaryota; Metazoa; Chordata; Chondrichthyes; Rajiformes; Rajidae
Gene: alpk3a
Product: alpha-kinase 3a
Exons: 14
Coding region: 504-5954 (1816 amino acids)
Biological process (GO): protein phosphorylation; cardiac muscle cell development
Cellular component (GO): nucleus
Molecular function (GO): ATP binding; protein serine/threonine kinase activity
Source: RefSeq, a predicted model, not a curated record
CAGACUUCUGGAAAGUGCCGUUCGUAUUUUCAGACUGCACGGUGCUUUAAAUAGUAUCUUAUAUAGGGAGAGGGGAGGGGAGUUGGCUGACAGGUGCAGUCACUGGGGUAUUGACACUAAGACAAAUCUCCGAGCAGGCGGAAUAGUGAGUACAAAAGUAGUUUCUAUUGUAUUACACUCAUUAUUUCUCACUUUAGAGAACCUUUGGCCGCUGGGUCUAUUGUCAAACACAGUUCUGGAGCCUGUAAAGUUGUCUAGAGGACGUACACUUUUCUCUCUCUGUACACCCAUGAAGCUGCCUGCAUCUAUUUUUAAACUCUGAACACCAGCCCCGUUAUAACUUUCGCUCUCUCGCUGGUGAUCCUCACAUCAAACCGAGAGGAUUUGUGGCUGGUUUUGUCCGGGGUGUUUCUUUGGGAUUUUACUUCCUCGGGAGUCUGGAUUGAGGGAUCUGUGGCGGUCGAGGAUUCGAGGUGGGGUUUGCACAGAGGCAAGGAAGGAGAAUGAGUUCCAAGCGGAUUAUCCGGUCUUAUUCGGCCAACGGCCGCUACCCAUCCUUCGACACUAACGGGGAUAAUGAGCCGCCUGUCCGGGGAGAAUCUAGCCGGAGUUAUUUCCUCAACGUGCGGCCUGAGAACAGACAAACGUUUUGCACCAUCAUUGCUCAGAUAACGGAAGAGACUCAGCCAGGUUUUGAAACCACACUGAAAUCCCAUUCAGUAUCUGAAGACUCUGAUAUCAAGUUCACUUGCAUAGUCUCAGGACAUCCGGCGCCGGAGAUCACAUGGUACAAAGACGACAAGGAGAUGGACCGAUAUUGCGGCCUUCCCAAGUAUCAAAUAUUCCAAUACGGAAAGAAACACUCACUUCAGCUGUACAAAUGUACAGAGGACGAUGCGGCAAUCUACCAAGCUUCGGCCAGGAACAGCAAAGGGAUCGUCUCGUGUUCUGGCGUCCUGGAGGUGGGCACCAUGAACGAGUACAAGAUCCAUCAGCGGUGGUUCGCCAGGCUGAAGCAGAAAGCAGACGCCAAGAGGCGCGAGUUGGAGGAGUCCAGGAUGAGGGGCAAGGAGAACAUCGCCUCCAUGGCCAACGUCCACGAUCGCAACCUCCAGAGGACGUUGAGUCCAGAGAGGGCCCAGCGCAAACGCAAGUCCCAGCUCGAAGCCAAAGCGGGCUCUCUCGACUCUUGGAGGGACAAGGAGGUUGGGUUCAAAGUGCACAUCCCUGACCCGCACGCGACGUUGAGCAAGAACGUCGAGCGGGCGGAGAGAGACACUGCGUCGAGAGCCGAGAUUCACAACGGCUACAUCACCGGUCCCCAAGGGGCCGAGCUUGCCGCCAUGACGGAGGGGAAGCUGCCAGCGAACAAUUCGCUGGACGACUUGGAGAAGUGCCUCUUGUUCGGCAGCGGCAUCUACGAAGUGGAGCCGCUUGUUUCGCCUCGCCCGUCGGACAAGGAGUUUGCGGCAAGGAAGAAAAAGAGGAGGCUUUCGGGAGACAAAGGCAGGGCGUCGUCGAAGAAAGCCGAGGGCGACGAGACCGCGCUGAAUGGCGUCGACCAGGGCAGCGACUCCGGCGACUUAUCCCGUUACCUCAGGGACACUCUGCGGAGAAGCAAACUGCGCAGGGAUCCCCAGCGCUCCCAAUCUGAGGACUACAUGGGGAUUGAUGAGCAGGUGUCAUCAGUGGUGUUGGGACAGAGGCAGAGGCCUUCCAGUCCAAAGAGCGAGAGAACCGAGAUACAAAGUGACUUUGGGCGCCAGUCACACGAGGAAGCCCAAUCUGAGGCGACAACAUUUACAAACGGCGCCAAACCCGAUGACCAAGAGCCCACGUUCUCCAGCCCCCAAUCUCCCGACAAAGAUGUGUACUUCUCCAUGAAGGAUAUGUACCUCGAAACCAUUUCGGGACCAGAGUCACUCAGUCAGCGACAAUUAACUCAGGCUUUGGAGAAGAUCUUCGAGGUUGACGCCCAACCCCAACCCGACGGUCAGAAAGCGCCACCGAGUGGGUUUGCUGAUGAUGCGCCAGAUCAGAUGGAGGUGAGGUCGGGAAACGAUGGCGAACCGAUGAAGACCAGCGAGGAUUUACAAAAGAUGGAGGUGUCGAGGACAGAAGUGGACGCGUGGACGCCUCAAGCCGGUUCGCAGAUGCUAAAGGUGGACGCGUUCGACAAGGUGCAGCCAUCUUGUGGAGUGACGGAGGAUGCCGGAGGUAACAAGCCCAGAAAGGGGGGCAUUUGUACGGUGGACAUGCCUGGGAAUGCAGCGCAAGAAGGCUUUAAAUCUCCUGUCUCACCCGUGAAUACAGUGCCACAGCCUGUGUUCCGGGUCUCGUACUCGUCGGUGGCGGUUCAGACCGAGGAUAUCCUGGAGGCUUCGGCACCAUGUGGGCAAGGUUACCCGCCAAAAUACCCACCCUUGGCCUUGCCAAAUGAGCAGCUGGACUACCCAACUCUUCCCGAGACCAUGGGGCUAAGGCAAGGGGCAGAACCUAAUGGUUCCCCCGUCUCGGAGAAGGUGGACAGUGAGGGCAGCGUUGGAGCCUUCAGCGAUGAGUGGGAGAAAUUGGACAUCCCCAGCAUCUCGGAGCAAACGGACAUCUCGGGCGAGCCGCCCGUCCCUGUCACCUUGGCCUCUGGGGAGACGGAGGAGGAGCUGAGGGACUGCCACAGUGAAGGUACAUCACCACCUCAGAGUGAUGAGGAAGCUAGCCCAGUGGCUGGAAGGAUAGACCAGACUGCCCACCAGCAAGACCUCACAACCGAUAUCAAAGCAAUAGAAAUCUCCACCACACCUCUUUCCGUUGUCUCCCAAAUCGUUGCUAUCCCUCAAACCUCCCGAGAGGAGAUGAUACUUACAGAUGAAGAGCCUCUAGUUGUAGAGGAGAUACCAGACCAACAAGUUGUCACAGGUUCUCAGCCUGAUGCUCCAUUCACUGGUUCGGAAGUUCCUUUGGAUGAAGAGGUUUCUAGCGAGGUGAGUGUCGAGAACGAGAAAGUCUCUGAGGAAAUCGAAGACGAACUGUUGAACGGCAAUGAGGAGAAGGAAGCGAGACCCAAGGAGGAGGAGCCGGCCCACGCAACCGCAGAUGGUUUUGGCACGCACUUGGUCGAAAAGUUUCUGUCGUACUUAAAACUACCCAGUUUUCUGUCGGGUGAGAAAUCUGUCCCCGGAGUGGGAAAACCAGAAGCAGCAGCCGAUAACUUGCCAGUCCCGGCUCUACUCUCAGACAAGGGUGUGCCGCACAAAACGAAGGAACAUACAGAUGCAUCUGAAUUGCCAGCCACUGGCGUGGAGAUAUCGUUGGAGUCAGACGUUUCCCCAUCUUCAGCAAACGUGCUUCCAGCCAGCACUGAAGAUCACCAUCUUCCCGAAGAAGACCAUCUAUUGGAUGCGCCACCCACAGAGGCAGAUGUUGACCCCGUUGAACUCGUCAUUAGGUCACUAUUGACCACCGUGGAAGAACUUAACAUGGACACUGCGAUCAUUGUGCCACCAUCGUCAACGUUAAGUGCUCCCUUCUCCAACGUUGCAUCCUGGACCGCCCUUGGAGAUGACAGUGCUCCUAAUGUGGUGGACACGGGAGAUCCCGAGACACCUCUUCAACCAACAGCUGCCCCCGAGAUGCCAUUGGACCAGUAUACUCAACCAAGUCAAGUGGAGGCAUUAAGACUCCCAAGGCUUGAAAUGGUCUCUUCUCCUCCACCAAGCUUGGAUGUUAAGAGCCUCGAAGGACCAGAGGAAGAGCAAGGUAGAGUGGGUGAAAGUAAAAUGGACUUAACCGCACACAAGAGUCUGGUAGAUAAAGCAGAGGAACAAAAUAGUGCUGGGGAAAUUAGCGGUGACCAAUCUAAGAUGUUGCAAGUGACAUUGGUUCCCAGUGAUGGAAUGGUACCUGCUCCAGGGCCAAGUACUGAAGAUGUAGAUGUUUCACAGCCAACAAAGAUGACCUCAGAUGUACGGGUGGAAGUAAGCCAAGUGCCAUCCAUCGUGGUGGACAACGUAACAUUGAAGAGCGUGACACAGGAGAGAGUAGAGGAUACCGAGGCAUUGAAGAAAGAAGUCCUGCCUGCGCAAGGCUCCAACGCCAAGAUGAAGCUCAGCGACGCUCUGCCUGCCAUCCCGUCCGCCACGCCGGCGGAACUCGCCUCCGGUGCCCGCCGCAAGAUCUUCCUGCCCAGGUCCAAACAAGUGGAGGAAUCUGAAGCGUUGGCGGCGGACCUGCCCGCCUUGUCGGCGCACACGAAGAAAGAGGAGGGGGUGAGGAAGGUCCUUGCCGAGGGGGAUGCCGGCCACGCAGAGGAGGAGCCGGCUCGCUUCCCGUUGGCGCUCAAGAGAAGCGCGGCACUGUUGCAGGCCCCUGCGGUGCAACAGAAUGCGCCACUGGAGAGGCGAUCGCCAACGACAGCGCGCAAGAUGUCCAUGCUGGAAGUGCCCAAACUGUACGAGGAGCCUGCGGACAAAGUAGAGAGUUCCGUGGACCCUGGAAAAAGUGGAGCGAAAACUGAGGAGGCCAAGUCAGCUAAGAACCUCUUAAAAGCUCCACAGGUCAUUCGAAAGAUCAGAGCAGAGCAAUUCUCAGAUGCUUCUGGGAACCUGAAGCUGUGGUGCCAGUUCUUUAAUGUGCUGAGUGACUCCACCAUCAGAUGGGACAAGGAUGGACUACACUUGAACAAGCUGAAGCGAAGCUCUGGCGAUGAGAGCCAAGUGUCGUUGGCCAUUGUAAAAGCCUCAGCGAAGGACUGCGGCGUUUACAGAUGCAUGGUGGAAAACGAGUAUGGUUCAGAUGCCACGGAUCUCCUGCUGAGCAGUGAAAUGUUGACUGGAUUUGUUUCAAGAGAAGAGAUUGAAGUGGGUGAGGAGAUUGAGAUGACACCCAUGCCGAUCACCAAAGGACUGACGGACACGGGAUUUUGGGGCAAUAAGCUCUUCGGCAGAAUCAUGACCACGGAGCUCAACGUCGGUGAUGGUUUCCGCCGCAAGGCAAGCCGGGUGAAGGUCAUCUACGGACUGGAGCCGAUAUUCGAAUCUGGUGCCACCUGUAUUGUCAAAGUGCGAAACUACAUUUCUUACGGGACCAAGCCUGAUGGUGGACUUGUUGACAGCAACCAUGAUCUCACUAUGCAAGAAUGUAAGCUUCAAAAUACAGCGAGAGAGUACAGUAAAAUAUUUGCCGCUGAGACGCGCGCAGUGGAAGGGUUCGGGCCCGUGCCAGAGAUCAUUCCCCUGCACUUGCUGUAUCGCCCUGGCAACAACAUACCCUAUGCAACUAUCGAGAGGGACUUGAUGGGGCAAUUUAUGAAGUAUGCAAUGGAGGACAAGAGCAAGAAUCUGGCGGGUGAGAUCGGCUCUGAAGUCGUACAGAGGUGUCACACCUUUCAACACUGGAUUUACCAAUGGACAAACUGCAACCUGCUGGUGACUGACUUGCAAGGGGUGGGACUGAAGAUCACCAGUGUGCAGAUCGCUACUAAUUCCAAAGGGUAUCAGGGCCUGACAGGGAAUUGUUCUUCCUCCGUCAUUGAAGAGUUUCCCGACACCCAUCAGUGCAACCACUUGUGUGAGGCGCUAUUGCUGAAGUCAUUGAAAAACGCCGACAGCCUCCAACCGCAUAAACCCAAGGGAUCCAAGAGCCCAUCGAUGACCAGGAGGGCCCAGUCAGCCCAGUCCAGCCCUCAGAUGCAGAGGAAGGGCCAGUCCAGUCCUCAGUCCCAGAGGAAGGGCCAGGCCAGUCCUCAGUCCCAAAGGAAGGGCUUGGUUAGUCCACUGGUCCAGCGGAAAGGACAGACCAGCCCACUAGUCCCACGGAAAGGCCUAACAAGCCCACAAGCUUCUCGGAAAAACACCUCAGACCCCAACGUGGCCCCUAAGGAUGGCAGUGCGGAGGACUCCCAGGAAACCGGGAAGCACAAAACAGUGGAGAUCCCCAAGACUGUCAAACUCCGGUAGACACGUUGGUGCAACCAUCAGUCGGCGACAGGGCAUCAAGCACUUUUUAUUUUUGACAAUCGACUGUUUAAUCUGGAAAGAUUUGAGUCAAACGAGGGAUAGGAGAAACUAAAGAGAGUUAAGUGACAUCAGCAAUAAUGUCCCCAUGGUACUGAACAUCCACGAGAAGCCUCAUGAGUUCAAACAUCAUAAUUCUGGGCCGCUUGUGGGCAACGUUGAGUAGCGCCAUUGGGUGGGCCUUUAUCAUGAAUCAGAGAACAAAGUUUGCAUGUUUUACGAGCCGUCAGCAGAACCGCUGAGAUUUGCUCUUGAAAUAACCACCUGCAUGAACUGUUCUUUAGAACCUAUAGUGUAUGUUUUAUUAUUCUUAUGCUUUGGCUUUUAAGUUUAUGGCAGGGAACUAAAAGCCUCUGCUGCAGGCUGGCUAAAGUGCGUCAACGCAAACUAGAGGGCGUUUACAAUGUCAGCGACUAAGACACUAGAAAUACUCUGUACCAAUGAGUGCUUUAGUACUCCGGGUAUUCCGGGCAGCACGUUGAGGUUGCUGCCUUGCAGCGCCGGAGACCCGCGUUCAAUCCCCACCACGGGCGCUGUCUGUACAGAGUUUGUACGUUCUCCCCGUGACCCGCGUGGGUUUUCUCCGAGGUCUUCGG